AUAUAUGUCAGUCACACAGAUUAUAUUAUUAUUAAAGUUCGAUCGAGCAACGUGAUUUGUUGUUGUGUUUAUUUUAGUUUGCAGAAUAUAAAAACCAAACAAAAUGCCUAAAAUUAAAGCCGAAAAGAAAAGCAGAGUUCACAAUGAAAUAGCCAAACAAGGUAUUCAGUUCAAUAAAGACUUUGGCCAGCACAUCUUGAAGAAUCCUCUCAUCAUUACUUCUAUGUUAAAUAAAUCUGGACUCAGGCCUACUGAUGUGGCCCUUGAGAUAGGUCCAGGUACUGGUAACAUGACUGUGCAGAUGUUAGAAAAAGUUAAAAAAGUAAUCGCGUGUGAAAUCGAUACUCGGUUGGUCGCUGAGCUUCAAAAGAGAGUACAGGGAACACCAUUUCAGUCAAAACUACAGAUCCUCGUGGGGGAUGUCCUAAAAACAGAGUUGCCUUUCUUUGACAUAUGUGUUGCUAACAUCCCAUACCAGAUAAGUUCCCCACUGGUGUUCAAACUGCUGCUGCACAGACCAUUCUUCAGAUGUGCAGUGCUCAUGUUCCAGAAGGAAUUUGCACAGAGACUGGUGGCCAAGCCUGGAGACAAGUUAUACUGCAGACUGUCAAUAAACACACAACUGCUGGCUCGAGUUGACAUGUUGAUGCAGGUUGGCAAAAACAACUUUAGACCUCCACCCAAAGUGGAGUCAAGUGUGGUGAGGAUAGAGCCCAGGAACCCUCCCCCUCCCAUCAACUUUGUUGAGUGGGACGGCCUCACGAGAAUAGCAUUUGUGAGGAAAAACAAAACACUGUCUGCUGCCUUCAAACAUGCCACCACCAUGACAGCCUUAGAGAAAAACUACAGGGUUCACUGUUCUUUGCACAAUAAGGAAAUACCUGAAGACUUCAGUAUCAAAGAAAAAGUGCAUGAAAUCCUGCUAAAUGCUGAAGCAGACCAGAUGAGGGCCAGGACUAUGGAUGUGGAUGACUUUAUGAAGUUGUUGCAUGCAUUUAAUGCAGAAGGAAUACACUUUGCAUAAUUUAA
This is a messenger RNA of Plutella xylostella (diamondback moth), 1029 nucleotides long. Its product is annotated as putative dimethyladenosine transferase. Gene Ontology annotation, molecular function: rRNA (adenine-N6,N6-)-dimethyltransferase activity. Gene Ontology annotation, biological process: rRNA methylation. Lineage: Eukaryota; Metazoa; Arthropoda; Insecta; Lepidoptera; Plutellidae. The record is from RefSeq and is a predicted model, not a curated record. Gene Ontology annotation, cellular component: nucleolus.